Molecule: messenger RNA, 6750 nt
Organism: Danio aesculapii
Lineage: Eukaryota; Metazoa; Chordata; Actinopteri; Cypriniformes; Danionidae
Gene: snrnp200
Product: small nuclear ribonucleoprotein 200 (U5)
Exons: 45
Coding region: 238-6642 (2134 amino acids)
Cellular component (GO): nucleus
Molecular function (GO): nucleic acid binding; ATP binding; ATP hydrolysis activity
Source: RefSeq, a predicted model, not a curated record
GUCGUGCGUGUUUCGAGCGUAUGGUGCGGAUACACAUAAAGAAAAGAUAGUGAUUAUUUUACGUUACUAUUAUUAUUGUAGUGUACGCGCUGUGCGUGCACACUAUGCUAGUUUUACAUAACUAGCUUCCUACAUGAGUGCUGUGUGGUUUGUUUAGCAGUCUCUCUCUCAGCUAGCACCGGGUGCUGGUUAAUACAGAAGACUUUCAUUUCAGCGCACUUACAGUAAUAAGAAGUCAUGGCGGAUGUUACUGCACGUAGUUUGCAGUAUGAAUACAAAGCGAACUCUAACUUGGUGUUGCAAGCGGACAGAUCUCUCAUCGACCGAACCCGCAGAGAUGAGCCCACCGGAGAGGUGCUGUCUUUGGUCGGAAAACUGGACGGGACCAAAAUGGGAGACAGAAGCCAGAGAACCAAACCCCAGAUGCUGGAGGAAAGGAGAGCAAAGAGGAGAAAGAGAGACGAGGACAGACAUGACAUUAACAAGAUGAAGGGCUUCACACUGUUGUCUGAGGGCAUUGAUGAGAUGGUGGGCAUUGUGUACAAGCCCAAGACCAAAGAGACCAGAGAAACAUAUGAAAUCCUGCUCAGCUUCAUUCAGGCCGCUCUUGGAGAUCAGCCAAGGGAUAUCCUAUGUGGAGCAGCAGAUGAGGUGUUGGCUGUGCUGAAAAAUGACAAGAUGAGAGACAAAGAGAGGAGGAGGGAGGUGGAGCAGCUGUUGGGGCCUACAGAUGACACACGUUACCAUGUCCUGGUCAACCUGGGCAAGAAGAUCUCUGACUAUGGAGGAGACAAAGAGCUACAGAAUAUGGAUGACAACAUAGAUGAAACCUAUGGAGUCAAUGUGCAGUUUGAGUCCGAUGAGGAGGAGGGUGAUGAGGACCAGUAUGGAGAGGUUCGGGAUGAAGGCUCUGAUGACAGUGAGGGAGAAGAGGCAGAUGAAAGCAGCACACUGACUGCAAAUCUGGGAAACACAGGAGAUGUAAUGAUGACCAAAAAGAAGGACCUUCACCCUCGAGACAUCGAUGCCUUCUGGCUUCAGCGACAGCUCAGUCGCUUCUACAAUGAUGCCAUUGUGUCCCAGAAAAAAGCAGACGAGGUCUUGGAGAUCCUUAAGACUGCCAGUGAUGACAGAGAGUGUGAGAACCAGUUGGUGCUGCUUUUAGGCUUCAACACAUUCGACUUCAUCAAGGUCCUGCGCCAGCACAGGCGGAUGAUUCUGUACUGCACCAUGUUGGCCAGUGCUCAAAGUGAAGCAGAGAAGGAAAAGAUCAUUAAUAAAAUGGAGGCCGAUCAGGAUCUUUCCAAAGUUCUCUACCAGCUGCAGGAGACUGAAAAAGAGGACAUCAUCAGGGAGGAGAGAUCUCGCCGGGAGAGAAUGAGAAAGUCUCGUGUGGAUGAUCUGGAGUCUAUGGACAUUGAUCAUGGCGAGUCUGUGUCCUCAAGGCAGCUAUUAGACCUAGAAGAUCUGACCUUCUCUCAAGGUAGUCAUUUCAUGGCCAACAAGCGAUGCCAGCUGCCUGAUGGCUCCUUCCGCAAACAGAGAAAGGGCUAUGAGGAGGUCCAUGUGCCUGCACUCAAACCCAAACCCUUUGGUGAUGAAGAGACUUUGGUGGGUAUUGAGAAACUGCCCAAGUACGCUCAAGCUGGAUUUGAAGGAUUUAAAACCUUGAAUCGCAUACAGAGUAAACUCUUCAAAACCACUAUGGAGACUGAUGAGAAUCUUCUGGUUUGCGCUCCAACGGGUGCUGGUAAAACAAAUGUUGCUCUCAUGGCAAUGCUCAGAGAGAUCGGGAAGCACAUUAACAUGGAUGGCACUAUCAAUGUUGCAGAUUUUAAGAUCAUUUACAUCGCUCCUAUGCGCUCACUGGUACAGGAGAUGGUGGGCAGCUUUGGCAAGCGCUUGGCUAGUUAUGGCAUCAUUGUUUCUGAGCUGACCGGAGACCAUCAGCUAUGCAAAGAGGAAAUAAACGCCACUCAGAUUAUAGUGUGCACGCCAGAGAAAUGGGACAUCAUUACAAGGAAAGGAGGAGAACGAACAUACACACAGCUUGUGCGCCUUAUCAUUAUUGAUGAGAUCCACUUGCUGCAUGAUGACCGUGGCCCAGUCCUGGAGUCACUGAUUGCUCGAACCAUCCGUAAUGUGGAGCUGACGCAGGAAGACGUGAGGCUCAUCGGCCUGAGCGCCACGCUGCCUAACUAUGAGGAUGUGGCAACCUGCCUUCGUGUGGAUCCGUCAAAGGGACUCUUUUAUUUUGACAACAGUUUCCGACCUGUGCCUCUGGAACAAACCUAUGUGGGAAUUACAGAGAAAAAGGCCAUCAAGCGCUUUCAGAUCAUGAAUGAAAUCGUCUAUGAGAAGAUCAUGGAACAUGCUGGAAAGAAUCAGGUGUUGGUGUUUGUGCACUCGAGAAAGGAGACCGGGAAGACGGCUCGAGCAAUCAGGGACAUGUGUUUGGAGAAGGACACUCUGGGGUUAUUCUUGAGGGAGGGUUCAGCCUCCACUGAGGUCCUGAGGACUGAGGCAGAGCAGUGCAAGAACCUGGAGCUGAAGGAUCUUCUGCCGUAUGGUUUUGCUAUUCACCAUGCCGGAAUGACCAGAGUGGACAGAACGCUGGUAGAGGAUUUGUUCGCUGACCGUCACAUCCAGGUUCUGGUCUCCACGGCCACUCUGGCCUGGGGUGUGAACUUGCCAGCUCACACUGUCAUAAUCAAAGGUACACAGGUUUACAGCCCAGAGAAAGGCAGAUGGACGGAGUUGGGAGCCCUGGACAUCCUACAGAUGUUGGGUCGUGCUGGCAGGCCGCAGUAUGACUCUAAAGGAGAGGGUAUUCUGAUCACUUCCCAUGGAGAGCUGCAGUAUUACCUGUCCCUGCUCAAUCAGCAGCUGCCCAUCGAAAGCCAGAUGGUGGGAAAACUAGCUGACAUGCUGAAUGCAGAGAUUGUGUUGGGCAAUGUGCAGACUGCCAAGGAUGCUGUAAAUUGGCUUGGAUACACAUACCUGUAUGUGCGCAUGCUGCGUAACCCCACACUAUACGGCGUGUCCCACGAUGACCGCAGCAUAGACCCCCUGCUGGAGCGUCGCAGGAUGGACCUCGUGCACACGGCAGCUACCGUCCUGGAGAAGAACAACCUGGUCAAAUACGACAAGAGAUCUGGCAGCUUUCAGGUGACAGACCUGGGGCGCAUCGCCAGUCAUUUCUACAUCACCCAUGAGUCCAUUAUGACUUACAACCAGCUGCUGAAACCCACGCUGAGUGAGAUUGAGCUCUUCAGGGUGUUCUCGCUUUCAUCUGAGUUUAGGAACAUUACUGUCAGAGAGGAAGAAAAACUUGAGCUUCAAAAACUGCUGGAGAGAGUUCCCAUUCCAGUGAAGGAAAGCAUUGAAGAGCCCAGUGCAAAGAUUAACGUGCUGCUGCAGGCUUAUAUCUCUCAGCUCAAACUGGAGGGCUUUGCUUUAAUGGCCGACAUGGUCUAUGUGACGCAGAGUGCUGGCAGGCUGAUGAGGGCUAUCUUUGAGAUUGUUUUGAGCAGAGGCUGGGCCCAACUUACCGACAAGACUUUGAACCUCUGCAAGAUGAUUGACAAAAGGAUGUGGCAGUCGAUGUCUCCGUUGCGUCAGUUUCGCAAGCUUCCAGAAGAGGUCAUCAAGAAGAUUGAGAAGAAAAACUUCCCCUUCGAGCGUCUCUAUGAUCUGAACCACAAUGAAAUCGGGGAGUUGAUCCGCAUGCCAAAGAUGGGGAAGACCAUUCACAAGUACGUCCAUCAGUUCCCUAAACUGGACCUGGCAGUUCAUCUGCAGCCCAUCACACGCUCCACUCUGAAAGUAGAGCUCACAAUCACACCCGAUUUCCAGUGGGAUGACAAGAUACACGGCUCAUCUGAAGCCUUCUGGAUCUUGGUGGAGGAUGUGGACAGUGAAGUCGUCCUUCAUCAUGAGUACUUUCUCCUGAAGGCCAAGUACGCUCAGGAUGAACAUCUUGUGACUUUCUUUGUGCCUGUGUUUGAGCCGCUGCCACCACAGUAUUUCAUUCGCAUAGCUUCAGACCGCUGGCUUUCGUGUGAGACACAGCUGCCUGUUUCCUUCCGUCACCUGAUCCUGCCAGAGAAAUAUCCUCCUCCCACCGAGCUGCUGGACCUGCAGCCUUUACCUGUGUCUGCUCUGAGAAACGGAGCCUUCGAGAGUCUCUACCAGAACUUCCCCUUUUUCAAUCCAAUCCAGACUCAAGUGUUCAAUGCUGUGUACAACAGCGAUGACAAUGUUUUUGUUGGCGCUCCAACGGGCAGCGGGAAGACCAUCUGUGCAGAGUUUGCCAUUCUUAGGAUGCUGCUCCACAACGCAGAGGGCCGCUGUGUCUACAUCACACCUAUGGAGGCUCUGGCUGAACAGGUCUUCCUUGAUUGGCACCAAAAGUUUCAGGAGAAUUUGAAUAAAAAGGUUGUUUUACUCACCGGUGAGACGAGCACUGACCUGAAGCUGCUGGGGAAAGGUGACAUCAUCGUCAGCACCCCAGACAAGUGGGACAUCUUAUCUCGACGCUGGAAACAGAGGAAGAACGUGCAAAACGUCAGCCUCUUCGUUAUAGAUGAGGUUCAUCUCAUUGGAGGAGACAAUGGACCUGUGUUGGAGGUGAUUUGCUCCAGGAUGAGGUACAUCUCCUCUCAGAUUGAGCGGCCCAUUCGUAUUGUGGCCCUCAGCUCCUCUUUGUCCAAUGCUAAAGAUGUGGCUCAUUGGCUCGGCUGCAGCACCACAGCCACUUUUAACUUCCACCCCAAUGUCAGGCCGGUUCCUUUGGAGCUUCACAUCCAGGGCUUCAAUGUGAGUCACACACAGACUCGUCUGCUGUCCAUGGCUAAACCAGUGUAUCACGCCAUAAUGAAACAUUCCCCGUCCAAGCCAGUGCUGGUGUUUGUGCCAUCCAGACGCCAGACACGUCUCACAGCUAUUGAUAUCCUCACCUUCUGUGCUGCAGAUGUGGUUCCCCAGAGGUUCCUGCACUCAACAGAGAAAGAUCUGGUUCCAUUCAUGGAGAAUCUCUCUGAUGUUACACUGAGGGAGACUCUCUCUAACGGGGUGGGCUAUCUUCACGAGGGCCUUUCACCUACAGAGCGCAGGAUUGUGGAGCACCUGUUCACUUCUGGUGCGAUUCAGGUGGUGGUUGCGUCUCGCUCUCUCUGCUGGGGCACUAACAUUUCUGCACACCUGGUUAUUGUCAUGGACACACAAUACUACAAUGGCAAAAUUCAUGCAUAUGUGGACUACCCAAUCUAUGAUGUGCUCCAGAUGGUUGGAAAAGCAAACCGUCCUCUCCAGGACGAUGAGGGUCGCUGUGUCAUCAUGUGUCAAGGGUCCAAAAAGGACUUCUUCAAGAAGUUCCUCUAUGAGCCUCUGCCUGUAGAAUCUCACCUGGACCACUGCCUUCAUGACCAUUUCAAUGCUGAGAUCGUCACCAAGACGGUGGAGAACAAGCAGGAUGCUGUGGACUACCUGACAUGGACCUUCCUGUACCGCCGCAUGACCCAGAAUCCCAACUACUACAAUCUGCAGGGUAUGUCUCAUCGUCAUCUGUCGGAUCAUCUGUCUGAGCUGGUGGAAAACACCUUGCAGGAUCUGGAACAGUCCAAGUGCAUCAGCAUCGAGGAUGAGAUGGACGUAGCACCUCUUAAUCUGGGCAUGAUUGCAGCCUACUAUUACAUCAACUACACCACUAUUGAGCUGUUCAGUAUGUCUCUGAAUGCCAAGACAAAGGUGCGUGGCCUCAUCGAGAUCAUCUCCAAUGCUGCAGAGUAUAAAAACAUUCCCAUCAGGCACCAUGAAGACACUCUUCUACGACAGCUGGCUCAGAAAGUCCCUCACAAGCUGAACAACCCCAAAUUCAAUGACCCUCACGUGAAGACCAACCUGCUGCUUCAGGCUCACCUGUCCCGCAUGCAGCUGAGCGCAGAGCUGCAGUCUGACACCGAGGAGAUCCUCAGCAAGGCGGUGCGUCUGAUCCAGGCGUGUGUAGACGUGCUCUCCAGUAACGGCUGGCUGAGUCCAGCACUGGCUGCUAUGGAGUUGGCCCAGAUGGUGACGCAAGCCAUGUGGUCCAAAGACUCGUACCUCAGACAGCUGCCACACUUCACCUCUGAACUCAUCAAGCGCUGCACGGACAAGGGUGUUGAGAGUAUCUUUGACAUCAUGGAGAUGGAGGAUGAGGAUCGCACUGGACUCCUGCAGCUCUCGGAUGUCCAGGUGGCAGAUGUGGCUCGUUUCUGUAACCGAUACCCCAACAUUGAGCUCUCGUAUGAAGUGGCCGACAAAGAAGACAUCAAGAGUGGGAGUCCAGUGGUGGUGCAGGUGCAGCUGGAGAGAGAAGAGGAGGUCACAGGCCCCGUCAUCGCCCCUCUCUUCCCUCAGAAACGUGAAGAAGGCUGGUGGGUCGUCAUCGGUGACCCUAAAUCAAACAGUUUGAUCUCAAUCAAGAGGUUAACUCUGCAACAGAAGGCCAAGGUGAAGCUGGACUUUGUGGCUCCUGUGGUCGGUGUGCACAACUACACUCUGUACUUCAUGAGCGACGCUUACAUGGGCUGCGAUCAGGAGUACAAGUUCAGCACAGACGUGAAGGAGGCCGACAGUGAAGGAGACAGCGACAGCGAUUAAGCCCACAGUAGACGGACGGUUUGAGCCCGUUAACUCUUUUUAUAUAUAUUUUUGAGGAAUAACGUAACUGUUAAGUUCAUUGUGGUUUGAAUAAAGAUGUACAUUGGA